CAUCUACCAUCGCCAAGAUGGCGUCCGACUUCACUUUCACCCCCAACUUUGACUCCCCCUCAACACGGCGCUAUCGUAGUCGUAAGGCUUGCGAUCUCUGUCGUCACAAAAAGCGACGAUGCAACCACCAACUCGGGCUGUAUCCAGGUCCGAACUCUGCGGCCGGGAGAGAGUAUGUGUUUUGCUUCAUGUCGCCUAAUUCCAACAAUCGGGUACGCAAGGCCCCUCGCAAUCCAAGGCCAAAUCCGGCAACCAUUCGAGCCAGUCCGACACAGCACUCGCAUGACAGAUCGUCCCCGGUCCCUCCACGGAGUCCACAGUUGGCUCGGACAGGCCAGGUUGCCGAAGAGCAAUUGCAGACGGUGGCCGCCCCAUCAUCACCGCGCUUUGUCGGUGAUUUGAAUCCAGAAGCCCGUCUGCUCGACGAGACGACCUCUCCCGAAGACGCGCAGGACAUGACGCCUGGCGAAGUCGGCGUAUGGAUUCGACCACAGCCCUCCAGUAACGGUGGUGCAAGCAGGGAUCGACGUAAUCUCCUUGCUCGGUACAGGCCUUCCACAAUAGGCUCGGAGCCUAUCUAUCCACCCAUCUCCAAUCUUCUGUCAGAGGAGACAAUAAAACAGCUGUCAGAUAUAUACUUUGCCAACAUACAUCCGCUCAUUCCGGUUUUAAAUAAGGAAGAAUACUUGGAGUUGUUUUCACAGCGGUCGGUUCCAACACCACUGGUACAUAUUGUGUGCUUGCUCGCUGCAAAAGACCAUAGUGCGUCGAAUUAUUUAAAGCUACUCCAUUCUGGUGAUACCGUCAUAUCAGUCCGACAAUUCUGCAGUCAGCUAUACAUCUCCAUCUGCUCAGCUCUCUCUCAACGCCCGGCCAUCAAGAAGGUAAUACUUAUGCGCAUUUACGGGCUGCUCUCACUCCACCAAGAAGGAUCCGAUGGCGCCGAACAAUCGUCAAGCUACAUGGCUCAAGCCACACACUCUGCCCAGUCACUGGCGCUACAUCAGCCGCGACCAGGAGACGCUGACAAUGACCUCAAACGCACCUUCUGGUGUCUCUGGACUCUAGACCGGCUGAACGCUGCGACUAAUUCCAGGCCGUGUCUCAUGGCCGAUAUGGACAUCGCUGUCCUAGAUAUCCUACCGCAUGAGACGGGCUACACAGCAUUCAAUGUGCUCUUCCGUAUUGUCAAAUGCCUGAACAUGGUAAUCGUCCUAUAUAGACCCAAAGCAGCUGACCUGGGCUCCGGAUUAGACUCCGACUUCCCAUCCUUCGAACAGAUCAUGGACGAGAUGCACGCGUGGCAGCUCUUGCCCUCUACAAUAGCCACCCUACACAUCUUCUACCACACAACCGCCAUCCUCGCUCAUCGCCUGAAAACAAUAACCACCCUCCCCUCCCCCACCCCCUCACGGCUCCGCCAACAACUCUCCGCAAUCCAAGUAAUCCGGUACAUGCGCGACCCAACCCGCCUGAACGCCCUCUGCCCCCUUCCAAUCGUCGUCUACGCCACCUCCCUCGCCCUCUCCGUUUCUUACCAGCAACUCCGCUACAGCCGGCUGCCCAGCGACCAAGAAGACGCUCGAGCAGACUUCACGACGGCAUGCGGGAUAUUGCAGGAGCUACGACGCACGUGGGCAUCCGCGGAUGCAAUGGCGCUACUUACGCAGCGGAUCUCAGCCGCGUUGAAUGAAUUGCCGAGUUUGGAUUUGUUGAGGGUAGGGCAUGUCGUGCACCGGGCUGAUCAACCGGUACCGCCGGAAGACCCGCCGCUACAUGUUGACGCGGAGCUUCCACCACUCGAGGCCAUGGAUUUGUUUUCUGGCAUGGAUGAUGUAUCCUGGAUGUAUCUUGACGCGGAGAAUCCGGUGAAUUUUGAUGGGUUUCCGUUUGCCGCGGGCGGGUCUGAGCCCUUAUUGUAACAAAAACAAAUUAAGAGGAAGGCAAUCUCCAUACUCUGGAAUCCUUGCUCUAUCUAGCCUGGUUAAUGGAUGACUUGAAAUUCUUGCAACUCGAUGUAUUAGUCGGUAUUGAUUGUCUCGUUCUUCCAACAAAG
Molecule: messenger RNA, 2056 nt
Organism: Aspergillus sclerotioniger CBS 115572
Lineage: Eukaryota; Fungi; Ascomycota; Eurotiomycetes; Eurotiales; Aspergillaceae
Product: Zn(II)2Cys6 transcription factor
Exons: 3
Coding region: 18-1922 (634 amino acids)
Biological process (GO): regulation of DNA-templated transcription; DNA-templated transcription
Molecular function (GO): DNA-binding transcription factor activity, RNA polymerase II-specific; zinc ion binding; DNA binding
Source: RefSeq, a predicted model, not a curated record